AUGCCAGACCGACGACCGGCUGAAGCUAGCUCGGUACCGAGUGUGCACAGCUGCGCGCAUCUUGGCACCCACACCAUCCCUCACUCGGCCUCUGACCCGACGCAACUGACAUCCACGCUAUCCUCGACCACAACCAUAGACCAAAUACCACACAGCCCAACCGAAUCGGAUCGCGAAUCGUGCAAUCAUCAACCUCCAAAACAGUCUAGCAUGUCACCUCCCUCCCUCUCGCCAUCUGAACAGCAAGCGUUCUCAUCUCUCCGACCCACCGGCUCAUCACAGCAGCCACAAGCUAGCACUCAACAUCACACCGUCAAUCAGCAUGCUAACUCCAAACAUGACUCUGAAUCGAAUCAUUCCUCGAUCCGCUCCCUACGUUCCUCAGCAUCCGCCAUCAAGAAUCUACCCAGUACAGUCACCGAAACGCUCACUACAACCGUAGGUGCACCCGCGCGCACGCUGAAUUCCAUCAAGAACAAACUGCAAUCGCCAAGCACAAGUCAAAAGAGCAAAAGCGACAUCCCAAAUUCGCUCGGCAGACUCGAGCACGACAUGCAACAAAACCAACACGCACCCGGAAACUUGCAGCAAUCACCGUCUCUUACGACAACGCACGAGACUCUGCCUGCGCAAUCCAGCUCGUUCACCUCGCUGUUCAAAACCAAGUCAAAACGCUCCAAGAAGCAGCUUCCUGCUUUGAAGCAGCGUGCACCCCAGAGAUCCAUCUCUGCCAGUGCCAAUCAGGCCGACAUAGACAUGCAAGACGAGGAAGAAGACCAUGUGGUACAGCAGAGGAUCUACGAUCAGCAAAAGAGGUUGGAAGAGCUGGACGAACGGCAGACCAUGGGCUUGCUACGCACACAGCAGGAAGCGGGUCUCGAGCCAAUCCAGUGUCCGGACCAACCGACCAAGCCGUCCUGGCUGGUAGCGCUGCCGUUGUUUGGAGAUGGCGCUGGAUCGGCUCAGCAACGCGGCGACGCACAAGGAGAACAAGCGUGCUCCUCAAGAACAAGCAGUUUUCGACGCGGCAGCAGUCGUCGACGUGCAAAAGCUGACGAAAGCGACACGGACAACCGCACACACACAGGCGGCAUCCGUCGAUCCAAUUCCGAGAAGCUCCCUGAACCGCGCGAUUGCUCCCCUCCAGUUACACGAUCUGCCUCUACAUCUCGCGCAGCUCACACCAGAGUGCGCUCGCAAGCCACGCCCAGCCGGCGCAACAGCACGGGCCUGCACCUUCCUCGGCGACACUCGACCACGUGGACGUCCAAGCUGCGCACCCGGAUCCCCAUCAAAGAGUUUCCCUUGCAAGGCUCUGGACGCGAAUCCGAGUUCAACCAGGAAUGCCCGCUCUGGGCACGUCAACCGUGGAAGUACAUGUACUUUUCCUACUUCGGCCUCAGCGUCGGCCUCUACCACCUGCCUCGAUGGGCCAUCUCGUCGAUCCUCCCUUCACACCGUGGCCGCCCCGAUUGGAGCUGGAAGAAGGCCACCAUGGUCAAGCUCUUCCGCCACGGCACUAAGCUCACCUUCCGGACGCGCACCAAUUUGGGUCGCGAUCUGCAGAAGGAGGUGCCGCACAGCAAGACGGUGCGGUGCAAGUUCACCUGGGUCAACCCGGUUGCGCAUGACGACGUGAGGGGCGAGUUGAGGAGGGCGAUGCAGGUGCAGAAGGUCAUGCCGCAAAGGACCUGUGGCUUCUGGUAUGGAGAGGUGGGUAAGCAGCAUCAUGCUGCAUCCGAUUCGUGUCGUGCCAGGAAGCAUGCAUCCGGUCCAAGCUCGACCAACGCUAGCAGCACACCAAACCAGGAGCGUGAGUGUAAACGUGAAGAAUGCGAGCGCGUGGAUGCGAUGCACGAGUCUGCGGCGAGUUUGCGCGCGGUUUCGCAGAGCAGUCAUGGGUCGUCGGGCGUCGAGGCAAAGCGUGGAGUGGGUAGACCGGCGGAGCCUGGCGAGAAGGUACUGUACCACUUGCACGGUGGCGCGUACUGGAUCGGCACGGCGCACGAAAAGGACGUAACGGCAGCGGUCAACACCGAGAGCCUGCGCUACAUGGCCGAAAUCUACCGAGCCAGAGAAGCUGCCAACGGCCAGACUGCGUCGCGAUCCACGUCGUCCUCGACGUCAUCGUCAUCGUCCGCCUCUAACUCUUGCUCGGCUGGAGCUCGCUCGACAAGCGCGGGCAAGCUGCUGCGGUCGUUCAGUCUGGACUAUCGGUUGUGCGUGCCUGGACGACCUCGCGCCGGCUCGUACCCGGCGGCUCUACUCGACGCACUGUCUGGCUACCUGUAUUUGGUGCGCGAACUGAAUUUCUCGCCUGAGAACAUUAUCAUCGCUGGCGAUUCUGCGGGUGGCAACCUGGCGCUCGCGCUCUGCCGGUACCUUCGCGACGAGGGUCCCUCGAUUGCCGAGCAACCAGGUGCUUUGCUGCUCAUGUCUCCGUGGGUAGACGUCUCUCGCUCGCACAGCGGACCGACAGGCGCCCCGAACCUGGAUUCUACCGUCUAUCUGAACCAAGACUCAGAUAUCAUCAGCAACAUGCUCGCCUUCCGAAACACGGCGGUCUCGGCGUUCUUGGGCGAUCUGCCAGCGAGAGAGACGUAUCGGAACCCGUACAUCUCGCCGGUCUCGCUGCAGCUGCCGCUGGAACGCGGUGGCGAGGGCCCGCAUUGGGGGUUCCAUGGGUUUCCGAAGAAGAUCUACAUCACCACUGGAUCCGCCGAGAUCUCGUACGACCAACAUCUGACGUUGGCACAUCGUUUGGCCGAGGGCACAAUCAAGGCUAGACCCGUAUAUGCGGGAGAUCGGUUGAGCGCAGGUUGCAAUGCCAGGGAGAUGGCCGAGAGGAGGGCUAGGCCGAGACCGAAGGAGAUCCUGGAUGCAGACCAGGCGCAGAUUGGCGAGACGCCGGCGGACGAGUUGCAAGGUAUGCAGUUGGGCGUAGAGCCAGAGCGAGGCGAGCAGUUUGCGACCAAGGUGGUGGAUGGCGAGCCUAGACCGGGUAACACAAGGCGCGGCUUGCACAGCAGAGACACCACGCUGCUGGGUGAGAAUGGUGAAGCGACCAACGACGGAACGCUCGAACCGGCGCCACAGCCAUGGCAAGCUAGUUCAGCAGCGGCAGCAGCAGCCAAGACACGGCUGCACGCAGUACCACCACCCGAGCCAGCAGAAAAGGAAGACCGCCAAGUGAUCCUUGACGAGGUCAAGGACGCUGUUCACGACUACCUGCUGUUCAAAUGGUUUGAGCCCGAACGCUCAUCGACCUGGAGGAGGAUCGCACAGUGGAUCGAUGGGGUGUAA
This is a messenger RNA of Mycosarcoma maydis (corn smut), 3303 nucleotides long. RefSeq lists its product as uncharacterized. NCBI's taxonomy places the organism in Eukaryota, Fungi, Basidiomycota, Ustilaginomycetes, Ustilaginales. Gene Ontology annotation, molecular function: hydrolase activity. The record is from RefSeq and is a predicted model, not a curated record. The coding region runs from base 1 to 3303 and encodes 1100 amino acids. The transcript has a single exon.